UUGACAGCCACAGCCAGCCGACUCCGCUCGCUGCCUCCUCUCUCUCUUCAAAUCCGCACCAUGUUGAUGCAAGCGAUUUGCUAUUGUUAUUUUCUUUGUUAAUCUAUUUGGUUCGCGGGAAUCUGUAGAAAACGAAAAGAAAGUGGAAUCGUGGGUCAUACCUACAAGUUUAUUUUUCUUUGUUUUUGAAAAGAAAAGCUCUCAGUCGGCGGAAUAGUUGUCUGAGUUUUAGUCUGUAAUGAUUUUUCUGUCGCUAUUGAUGCUCUUUUAGUUUUGGCUGUGCAUUUGAUGCGUUUGAUGAUAAAAAACUGCUUCAGAGCCGAAGCUUGGCGUUCAAAUUUGAUGGAAUGCGAUCUUAUUGCUCUGAAGAUGCGUAGCCCACCGCCUGGUUUUCGAUUUCAGUUCCCCAAUAAGCUUCGUACCAGUUCGAAGUCACCGUUGGUUUCUGUUAGAUUGAAUUCUUCGUCUUCUGCUGCUUUAGAUGUUGUAGAAUCGAACCCCACCAGUGAUUCGGAUUCCUCCGCUACCCGAAACUCGCCGAGUCAUUUUCAUGAAAGGUUUCAUAGAAAACCCAGAAAGGAAACGGUUCGUGAUUGGGCUAAUUCAGUCUUGUCGAGGGAGAAGAUUGAAAAGAAUGUAAGAAGUAGACCUUUGAGUUUGGAUAGUAAGGAACGGUUAAGACGUUAUUCUGGGAUGCUGCGUACUUGUGCUUCGAAAGGGUCUUUGAAUGAGGGAAUGGCCAUUCAUGGGCAGGUGAUCAAGAAUGGGAUAGACCCGGACUCUCAUUUGUGGGUUUCUUUGGUCAAUGCUUAUGCAAAAUGUGGGAGUCCCGUGUAUGCGCGCCGAGUGCUUGAUGAGAUGCCUGAACAGGAUGUUGUGUCUUGGACUGCACUGAUACAAGGGGUUGUGGCCGAAGGAUUAGGUAGUGAAGGUGUUAAUUUGUUUUGUGAGAUGAAGAGGGAAGGUGUAAGGCCUAAUGAGUUCACGUUGGCUUCCGUGUUGAAAGCUUGUGUUAUGUCAAUGGAUUUGAAGUUUGGGACGCAGGUGCACGCAGAAGCAAUCAAAGUUGGGUGCUUCUUGGAUUUGUUUGUUGGGUCUACUCUUGUUGAUCUUUAUGCCAAAUGUGGUGAGAUGGAACUUGCGGAAAGAGUGUUCUUUUGCAUGCCUGAGCAAAAUGGUGUCUCAUGGAAUGCCUUGCUUAAUGGUUAUGCCCAGGUGGGUGGUUGGAAAGAAGUAUUGAAUCUGUUUUGUAGAAUGAGAGAAUCAGAAAUGAAGUUUAGCAAGUUCACCUUGUCUACUGUCCUUAAGGGUUGUGCGACCUCAGGGAGUUUGAGAGAAGGCCAGGCUGUGCAUUCUGUGGCAAUCAAAAUGGGGUGUGAACUAGAUGAGUUUUUGGGUUGUAGUCUUGUGGAUAUGUACUCUAAGUGUGGGCUGGCAUAUGAUGCACUAAAAGUAUUUAAUAUGAUCAAAAAUCCUGAUGUAGUAGCCUGGAGUGCAAUGAUCACUUGCCUUGAUCAGCAAGGUCAUAGCCGAGAUGCCGCCCAGCUAUUUUUGUUAAUGAGAUAUGCAGGUGUCCCACCAAAUCAAUUUAGCUUUGCAAGUGUUGUUAGCGCUGCCACUGGUUUGGGAUUCCUUCAAUAUGGUGAAAGCAUCCAUGCUUGUAUAUGCAAGUAUGGGUUUGAAAGCGAUAUUUCAGUCAGCAAUGCCUUAAUUACUAUGUACAUGAAAAAUGGAUGUCUACAAGGUGGUGCCCGGGUGUUUGAGGCAAUGACAGAUCAUGUUUUGGUUUCAUGGAAUGCCCUUUUAUCUGGUUGCCAUGGCUACAAAUUCUGCAAUCUAGGACCAAGAAUCUUCUAUCAAAUGCUGGUGGAAGGUUUCAUGCCGAACAUGUACACGUAUGUCAGUGUUUUAAGGUCUUGUUCUAGCCUGUGUGAUCUAGGAUUUGGAAAGCAAGUACACACCCAUAUCAUAAAAAACAGCAUUGAUGGUAAUGAUUUUGUUGGGACAGCUCUUGUUGACUUGUACGCCAAAACCAAGUGCUUGGAAGAUGCAGAUGCCGUUUUCAAUAGGUUGAUUAAUCGAGACCUCUUUACUUGGACUGUCAUCAUCACUGGUUAUGCACAAACUGAUGAAGCAGAGAAGGCUGUUAAGCGCUUUAGUUUGAUGCAACAGGAAGGUGUAAAGCCCAAUGAGUUUACUCUUGCCAGCUGUUUAGGUGGUUGCUCCCGAAUAGCUGCCAUGGAAACUGGGCAGCAACUUCAUUCUUUGGCAAUUAAGGGUGGGCAGUUUGGUGACAUUUUUGUUUCUAGUGCACUUGUUGAUAUGUAUGCAAAAUGUGGGUGCUUAGAAGAUGCUGAGGCUAUUUUUCAGGGCUUUGUUUUUCGGGAUACUGUUGCAUGGAACACAAUGAUAUGUGUAUACUCACAACAUGGACAAGGACAGAAAGCUCUUGAAACCUUUUGGAAAAUGUUAGAUGAAGGCACCAUGCCAGAUUCGGUUACCUUCUUAGGUGUUCUUUCUGCAUGUAGCCACAUGGGUUUAGUUGAAGAAGGGAAAAAACAGUUCAACUCACUGAGCGAAGUAUUUGGGAUUACUCCUACAGUUGAGCAUUAUGCUUGCAUGGUUGAUAUUCUUGGUCGAGCUGGAAAAUUUGAUGAAAUCGAACUCUUCAUCAAGAAGAUGAAGCUAACACCACACGCAUUGAUUUGGGAGACUGUUCUCGGGGCUUGCAAAAUGCAUGGAAAUGUGGAGUUUGGUGAAAGAGCCGCAGAUAAACUUUUUGAGCUUAAACCUGAGAUUGACUCCACUUAUAUAUUGCUGUCCAAUAUUUUUGCAGCCAAAGGUAGGUGGGAUGAUGUCAAAAAGGUCAGGUCAUUGAUGUCCAGUCGGGGUGUUAAGAAGGAACCUGGAUGUAGCUGGGUAGAGAUCAAUGGUCAAAUCCACAUCUUUGUGUCUCAAGAUGUUUCGCAUCCAAAAAUCAGGGAUAUUCAUUUAAAAUUAGAGGAGCUUGGCCAAAAACUAUUAUCAGUAGGUUAUGUCCCAAAAACAGAACGUGUGCUUCAUAAUGUCACUGACAGAGAGAAAAAGGAACAUCUUAAUCAUCAUAGUGAAAGGUUGGCUCUUGCUUUUGCCCUUAUAAGUCCCAACCCUGUAAAAACGAUUAGAAUUUUCAAGAACCUACGCAUCUGUGAAGACUGCCAUGAUGUUAUGAAGCUCAUCUCAGACAUCACCAAUCGGGAAAUAGUUGUUCGUGACAUUAAUCAGUUCCACCACUUUAAGUGUGGCACCUGCUCCUGUCAGGAUUAUUGGUGAUUUGUUUGGCUCCAGAGGUGUUUAGCAAGUUGACCCGUGCUGAAAUUAAACUCUAAUCCUUGGUUUUGGAGUAACCAUGCCCUAAGUGCUAGUACCCAGGGCAAAAAAAACACUUAAAAACUGAGAAUCCAGUUAUUCUAUAUGAUAUCGUGCAGGCUGAUGCUGCUGUUUUGGAUUCUUUUGAUGCAAAUUUUGUUCUCAGAAUCAAGGUUAGCACUGUAUUUUUCAUGUUAAGCCUCCAACAGUUGACGUGUAAUGGAUGGGUAAGAUGAACGGAGAGGGAAGACAGCACACUCUGACAACUUAUUACAAACUGCUGUUUAUUUCAAGAAGAAACCAUUGUUGUGCCGACUGAACUGAAAACUGUCUGGCUUCUUUGCCAUUUGAAGCUUGAAAGCUGCAUGUGAAUCUUGCAAGUGAUGUGGUACCAUUAUGUGCAGGUAUGUCCUGUCCAGAAUUUGAUUGGUACAAUUUUUCAAAGGUAAUAUGAUAUUGCCCGCCUUGGUGCAAGUUGCCUAUGGGAUGACUUGUCUUUGUAGAGACGGUCUUUCCAUUGGCUUGAUGGGAGCAAUUUGAAAGGUACCAAUGCCUCCGGUCCUGAUAAAUGGUGUGGAGAGAUGGCCCUCAAGAAAGCUUUACCGGAUUUGUAUAGCAUAGCUCGCAUUAAAGAUGCUUCCAUAGCGGAUUAUUGAGUUAUCUAGUGGCUCCCAUCAAUAGAAUAUAAGCUUUAUUAGAGUGGCUCACAAUUGGGGGUGAAUGUCUUUGCUUAAUUCUUCAAUUUGUUGUACUCCUUUAGAGUGAGAUGGGGAGGUAAACAAGCUUUGCUGGGCCCAUUCGAAGAGAUGGAUGUUCGACAUUAGAUCGUUAUAUAACAUUCUUGUCCCUCAUGAUAGUAUUCCCUUUCUUUGGAAGAGCAUUUGACGGAAUAAGGUCAUCAUGAGAGCUCUUCUUUGCUUGGUCGGCCGCCAUAAGGAAGAUCCUCACAAUUGAUAACCUAAAGAAGCAGCAUGUCAUGGUAAUUGAUUGGUGUUGUAUGUGUAAAAGGUGUAAGGAGUCUGUAGAUAAUCUUUUUUCUCCACUGUGUGAUUGCUAGUGCCUUAUGAAGUGCUAUUUUCAGUUAUGUUAGACUAUCUUGCUUUAUGCUUAAUCAAGUGAUACACCUUUUUACUUGUUGGAGAAGGUUGAGUGGUAGUCCUCAGAGUGCACCAGAGUGGAAGAUGGUAUUGUCCUGCCUUUUGUGGUGUCUUUGGAAGGAAAUAAAUAAUAAGAGUUUUGAAAACUGGAGAAGGACUCUGGUGGAACAAAUUCUUUCUUUUUCAAUACUCUUUAUCACUAGGUAGAGCUUGGUUUUUAUGAUUUUCUUUUUCUUUUUCUAUUUAAGUGUUUUUCUUGUAUAUUUUCU
Messenger RNA from Corylus avellana, 4714 nucleotides. Its product is annotated as pentatricopeptide repeat-containing protein At2g03880, mitochondrial. Gene Ontology annotation, molecular function: protein binding; zinc ion binding; RNA binding. Gene Ontology annotation, biological process: RNA modification. The record is from RefSeq and is a predicted model, not a curated record. NCBI's taxonomy places the organism in Eukaryota, Viridiplantae, Streptophyta, Magnoliopsida, Fagales, Betulaceae.